CAAGCAAAGGGUGAAAGAACAUAGCCACUGGGAAACAUGUCUUUGUUCUGUUCUUAGUUUUACUGUCACCUGGUCCUUUUCAAUCUUGUUCCUCCGGUUGGUUUGAAACUGUAAUAAUUAUACUAUUAUGCUACGCAAAAAUGUCAACUUGUCAAUCUCUUUGGACCAUGGUUGGCCUCUAGUUAUUGGUGGCUGCUGUUUCUCACGGGAAGUUUCUUCUGCUGAUAAGAUGAUAAACCCAACUCUGUGGAAACAUCACUGGAUAAUAUGCAUCAUCAUCAUAUAAAUGAUGUUUCCUCACAUGGGUUUUGCUUAGCUUUUGUUGUUACUCUCUUUUUCUUCUCUAACUUUCUGUCCUAGAUGGAUUCUGAUUCUGAGUUAUACUGUUGAAGCCUCUAAUGGUUUGAGCAACUGGGUAUGGAGGUUUUGGGAAAUGGGUGGAGGGUGGUUCUGGAAAAAAGUGUCAUUUUUGAAGAAAUGAAAAAUUAGGAAAUAUCUAUCACAAAAGCUUCAUGAUAGUUAGGUUAGGACUCAUUGUUGCUGCUUCAAUCGCAGCUUUUACAGUUAAGCAGCUCAAUGUAAAAAGCCCAAAUUCAGAAAAUGAUGAAGCAAGGUCUAGAAAGCAUCAAGAUGAGGAGGGCACAGAAGAAGAGCAGUUCAAAAGCUUUACUGAUGCUAUCAAUGAAGAGGAUAGCGAGGAGGAAGAGGAGAAAGAGGAGGUGAAGUUAAUUAGCAGCAUAAUUAACCGGGCUAACGAUUUUGAAGAUGAUAUUCUGCCUGAAUUUGAAGACCUUCUAUCAGGAGAGAUUGAUUUUCCAUUUCCUACUGCUGAGAAGGAUGAGAAGGACAUGGUUUAUGAAACUGAGAUGGCAAACAAUGCCAAUGAACUAGGACGAUUGCGACAGCUAGUGCAGGAAUUGGAGGAGAGGGAAGUGAAACUUGAAGGGGAAUUGCUUGAGUACUAUGGUUUGAAGGAGCAGGAAUCGGACAUUGUAGAGUUACAAAGGCAGCUCAAGAUCAAAACGGUUGAAAUUGAUAUGCUUAAUAUUACCAUUAAUUCGUUGCAGGCAGAGAGGAAGAAGCUUCAAGAAGAGCUCACACAUGGAGGUUCAGCAAAGAAAGAACUUGAGGUGGCUAGAAACAAGAUCAAGGAGCUACAAAGGCAAAUACAGCUUGAGUCUAACCAAACGAAAGGCCAGUUGUUGUUGCUUAAACAACAAGUGUCUACUCUUCUGGUGAAGGAAGAAGAGGCUGCCAGAAAAGAUGCUGAAAUUGGAAGGAAAUUGAAAGCUGUUAAUGACUUAGAAGUUGAAGUUGUGGAGCUUAAGAGGAAAAACAAAGAACUUCAAUUUGAGAAGCGAGAGUUAACAGUUAAACUCAAUUCUGCUGAAUCUACAGCAGCAGAACUCUCCAAUAUGACAGAGACUGAAAUGGUUGCCAAGGCAAAAGAAGAGGUCAGUAACCUGAGGCAUGCUAAUGAAGACCUGCAAAAGCAAGUGGAAGGACUUCAGAUGAAUAGGUUCAGUGAAGUUGAAGAGCUUGUAUACCUUCGUUGGGUCAAUGCAUGCUUGAGGUUUGAGCUAAAGAAUCAACAGGCACCAUCAGGAAAAUUUUCAGCCCGUGACCUCAGCAAUAAUCUUAGCCCAAAAUCACAAGAGAAGGCUAAGCAGCUAAUGUUAGAAUAUGCUGGAUCAGAACGUGGGCAGGGCGACACAGAUCUUGAGAGUAACUACUCCCAUCCUUCUUCACCAGGAAGUGAAGAUUUUGACAACGUUUCUAUGGAUAGCUCUAUGAGCAAAUAUAGUACCAUUAGCAAGAAAACUAGCCUAAUCCAAAAGUUCAAGAAGUGGGGCAAAAGCAAAGAUGAUUCUAGUGCUCUUUCAUCACCAGCAAGAUCUUUUUCAGGAAGUUCUCCAAGAAGGAUGAGUGUGAGUGUUAAACCUAGGGGUCCACUGGAAAGCUUGAUGAUAAGGAAUGCCGGUGAUGGUGUAGCCAUCACUACCUUUGGGCAGAGGGAUCAGGAAACCACUGAUUCUCCUGAAAUUCCAACUACUCCUAACUUAAGAAGAGCUCCAUCCAGUGAUUCCUUAACUACUGUUUCUUCCUCAUUCCAUUUGAUGUCUAAGUCAAUUGAUGGGUCUCUAGAUGAAAAAUAUCCUGCAUAUAAGGAUCGCCAUAAAUUGGCCUUGUCAAGGGAGAAACAACUUAAAGAAAAGGCUGAGAAAGCAAGAGUGCAGAAAUUUGGUGACAGUUCAAAUUUGAGUAUAUCGAAGGCUGAAAGAGAUAGACCUAUUUCUUUGCCACCAAAACUCACUCUUAUAAAGGAGAAGCCAUUGGUUUCUGCUAGUGCAAAUGAUCAAUCUGAUGAUGGAAAGAAUGUUGAUACUCAAAACAUUAGCAAGAUGAAGCUUGCCGACAUUGAGAAAAGGCCUACUAGGGUGCCUAGGCCACCUCCUAAACCUUCUAGUGGUGGUGCUGCUAGCACAAACUCAAAUCCUUCCAAUGGAGCAGCAUCUGGUCCAUCCAUUCCCCCUCCCCCUCCUCCUCCAGGUGCUCCACCGCCACCACCAGGUGGACCACCACGCCCACCUCCUCCCCCAGGAAGCCUAGCAAGAGGGGGGAUGGCUGGUGACAAAGUUCACCGAGCUCCAGAGCUAGUUGAAUUUUAUCAAUCAUUGAUGAAACGGGAAGCAAAGAAGGAUACUUCCACAUUACUAAUUUCUUCAACAAGUAAUGCAUCUGAUGCCAGGAGCAACAUGAUUGGGGAAAUUGAGAAUAGAUCAACAUUCCUCUUAGCUGUGAAAGCUGAUGUAGAAACACAAGGUGACUUCGUUACGUCCUUGGCAACUGAAGUUCGAGCAGCCACCUUCUCAAAUAUUGAUGACCUGGUGGCUUUUGUGAAUUGGCUAGAUGAGGAACUUUCCUUCCUGGUCGAUGAACGCGCUGUCCUCAAGCACUUUGAUUGGCCUGAAGGUAAAGCAGAUGCAUUAAGGGAGGCAGCUUUUGAAUAUCAGGAUCUGAUGAAAUUGGAGAAGCGAGUCUCCACCUUCGCUGAUGAUCCCAAACUCUCAUGUGAUGCUUCUCUAAAGAAGAUGUAUUCACUCCUUGAAAAAGUGGAGCAAAGUGUAUAUGCACUCUUGCGAACAAGAGAUUUGGCUAUUUCACGGUACAAGGAAUUUGGAAUCCCAGUAAACUGGUUACUGGAUUCAGGAGUUGUAGGCAAGAUCAAGCUUUCUUCUGUACAACUAGCAAAGAAGUAUAUGAAACGUGUUACCUCUGAACUUGAUGCUUUAUCUGGAUCUGAGAAGGAACCAGCUAGAGAGUUUUUGACUCUGCAAGGAGUACGUUUUGCUUUCCGCGUCCAUCAGUUUGCAGGAGGCUUUGAUGCAGAUAGCAUGAAAGCUUUUGAAGACCUAAGGAACCGCAUCCAAACCCCUCAAGCUGGUGAAGAUAAUAAACCAGAAACAGCUGGUGAAGAUAAUGAAUCAGAAACAUAGGAUAUCCAUCAGAAAUCUUUUUUUUCUUUCUCUUCCUUCUCUUUUUCCCAUUAUAGUUGCUUCUCUUAUAUAUGUGUUGCCUUUUCAGCUGUAUAUUUCAUUUUGCUUCAAUUUGGAUAGCCUAUACAUGUGAAAGCUGUACAAUGAUACAAGAAUCAUAUUGUAAUUGUAGCAUUGAACUCCAAGAUUAUCCCUC
Messenger RNA from Lotus japonicus, 3693 nucleotides. Its product is annotated as protein CHUP1, chloroplastic. Gene Ontology annotation, cellular component: chloroplast outer membrane. The transcript is spliced from 9 exons. Gene Ontology annotation, biological process: chloroplast organization. The coding region runs from base 513 to 3497 and encodes 994 amino acids. The record is from RefSeq and is a predicted model, not a curated record. NCBI's taxonomy places the organism in Eukaryota, Viridiplantae, Streptophyta, Magnoliopsida, Fabales, Fabaceae.